Messenger RNA from Vigna angularis (adzuki bean), 9572 nucleotides. RefSeq lists its product as uncharacterized. The transcript is spliced from 4 exons. The record is from RefSeq and is a predicted model, not a curated record. Gene Ontology annotation, biological process: proteolysis. Bases 2451 to 4844 code for a protein of 797 amino acids. Lineage: Eukaryota; Viridiplantae; Streptophyta; Magnoliopsida; Fabales; Fabaceae. Gene Ontology annotation, molecular function: aspartic-type endopeptidase activity.
AAACAUGGUGUUGUCCAUGACAGGUUGACAAUGCAUGUUAUUGUUAACAGUGAAUGUAUGGUAUGUGAUGGAGUAAUAGAUUGUUGAUAGAGUAAAAAGGGGGAAAAAAAGGAAAAGGUUGUGAUAUAAAUGCGAAAGAGGUGGGAUUAUUGGGAGAAGUAGAAGAGUGAAUGAAGUUCAGAAGUGAACACAGGAGCAGUAAGAAGAUGAAGAACAGAAACAAAGCAUUUGAUUUUGGUGUGGAAGGCCCACCCCCACGCGUCACUCCAGCCACCAUGCUAGUAAUAAUAAGGAUGGAGUAUGAAAUGGUCAGGAAUAAGAGUGGAGCUAGCUAGCUGUGUGCGGGAAUUUGUGAACCGUAGGAACGUUCCCUGCGCCGUGAGCUUCAAUCUGAACCGAACAGAUCCAAGUUCUGUAACCGACUUAGUUGAAGAACGUAAGAAAGAUCGUGGAGGGUAGAAAGCCAUAGUUGGGCAAGUCCAAGUUAUACUGUUAGACGAACACUACUAUCCAAGUAAGGGAAGCUUAGUAAUUUAAUUUAUACUUGUAUGUUGUAUGUAAACAUGAUAUGAACUGAAUGUAUGAGAUGUAUGCUGGUUGAGUAUGCAUGCUUGAACGUUGUUGUACUGAAUGAAUAUGAUAUGUGUUGGUUGAAAUGUAUGAUAUGGGUGAUACGUGUGAAUAUGAAAUAUACAUGCUUAGAAGCGAGUGAAUGUAAGUCAAACUUGAAUAUCAACUUCCUUAUGAUAACGUAUGUCUGACAUCAAACGGUUCUCGACCGUUUGGUGUUCUAGUAAACUUCUUUGAAUUGGAAUACUUUCAUUUGGGAAGGAUUCUGGUCGAGCAUGAGCUAUGUAGGUCUUUUACUUAGAGCUCAUAAGGAGCAGUGUCGACCAACAGUGUCGAACCCCCUUGUAAUACAAAUCAUUCAUCUGUGUCGACCAACAGUGUCGAACCCCCUUGUAAUACAAAUCAUUCAUCUGUGUCGACCAACAGUGUCGAACCCCCUUGUAAUACAAAUCAUUCAUCUGUGUCGACCAACAGUGUCGAACCCUCUUGUAAUACAAAUCAUUCAUCUGUGUCGACCAACAGUGUCGAACCCCCUUGUAAUACAAAUCAUUCAUCUGUGUCGACCAACAGUGUCGAACCCCCUUGUAAUACAAAUCAUUCAUAUGUGUCGACCAACAGUGUCGAACCCCCUUGUAAUUCAGAUCAUUCAUCUGUGUCGACCAACAGUGUCGAACCCCCUUGUAAUACAGAUCAUUCAUCUGUGUCGACCAACAGUGUCGAAUCCCCUUGUAAUUCAGAUCAUUCAUCUGUGUCGACCGACAGUGUCGAGCACCGUGUUAAUACAGGUCGUUCAUCUAUCUGGUAGUCGGUAUUACUUUAUUUUGGAACGGGGUAAAUUCUUCAGUCUUGUUCCUCACGGUUGUCCUCGUUAUAAAGAGGGCUGAAAGUUCAAUAUUAUGUACUUGGACUGAAAGACAAAAAUGAAACUAAAAGUGAAAGAUUUUGAAUGAUGAACAUUAUAUGAGAUGAAUAAACGUUUAUGAAUUUUGUACGAGCGUUCCAGGGAGGAACGACUCACAUAUGUUGAAUGUGGAAUUUGGUAAAGUAUGACUGUGGGCAUGCUAAUGCUGGCUUGGUCCAUCCUGAUAUUCCGUGACACUCGUCUUCACGUAGAGGAGAGUAGUUCAUGUGUGGGAAUGGCAGGAGGUCCUUAGUCCAUAAGUUAACAUGGGCGACGUAAGAAACGGACUAACCUCGAGUGGCAGCUGUCGAGUAUAAUACAGUUACUACAUCACUCGGGUGCAAGGACGCCUGUAGCUACACAGAUUCAUACAGUCCGGACGGUCCGUCUAGAAAUAGUUGUUGGAUAUGUAUUUAUUUAUUUAUGUUGAAUCAUUCUGGUAUGUUUGACUUGAUUGAAUUGAUACUUUAAUGUAUGAAUUAAAUUACAUGAGCUUACCCUGUGUUCUCUUCUUUGUGUUGUCGAUUGUCUUUGUACGUCCGUCUUGUCCUUGCGAUGAUCAUCCAUGUGGAUGGGAGCAGAUGGAAGUGAGCUGCUGGAAGAGGCGCUGGCCGAGGAAAUUUCGGAAGAUGUCGAUCCGGUUGAAGUAGGGGUUAAGGUCAAGCCCUAGAGUGCUCGACAUGUGGUAGCCUUUAGUAUUUUGUUUAGUCUUAGAAUUUGGAAUAUCGCUGGCUACACUACAUUUUUAAGCCGUUCGACGAUUUGAACCUCGUAUCUUUUUGUAAAGACUGCACUGUUUUAAUGAUUAAUGUAAUUAAUUCUGAUUAUGGUUAUCACUAUAUUUUGGGAUGUUACAUUAGUGGUAUCAGAGCAGUUUUGUUCUUUUGAAGGACACUGUAGGAUUAUGAGUGCACUACGUUUUGCUGUGUGCUUAAUAUGUGUUUGAAUGGGUUAAUUCCCAACUCUUUGAACACUACUAAUGUUCGUUUUCUCUGUGUCCAUAGAAUACAUGGCACCUAGACUUCCUCCGCCACCUCAACCCAAUGAACCGGAUACGUCCAACAGCGCUAGGUUGUUGGAGACGGUGAUCGACAGACUUCAACAGCAAAAUACCACCCUUAUGGAGCAGAACGCUACACUGAUGCAGCAAAAUCAGGCAGCUAUGCAGAGUCUGGAAGCCUCUCGAUCCAACUCUGAGGCGACGCAGCGGCAGUUAAUGGAGAUAUUGGUUACAACUAGGGGCGCGGCAGGAGCGUCCUCUUCCAACGCUGCCCCGCCUACUGCUGAAUGGAGUUUGGAGAGCUUUCUUCAACAUCAUCCCUCCAAGUUUAGUGGAAAAUGCCUUCCUGAUGAGGCAGAUCAGUGGCUGCGGGACAUGGAGAAGAUUUAUAAUGCAAAGAGGUGCCCUGACGACAACAGAUUGGCGUUUACUGAAUACCUGUUGACUGGUGAGGUCAGCCACUGGUGGGCGAGUGUGAAGGCUAUCCUGACAGACGCUCAUGCUCCCAUCACUUGGGAAGUUUUCAGGAACAAAUUUUAUGAAGAGUAUUUCCCAGACAGCGUUCGCUACGCAGAGGAAGUAGAGUUCCUUCAGUUGGUGCAAGGGGGAAAGUCUGUGUCGGAGUACACCAAUGCUUUCAAGCAGUUGUUGAGGUUCAACACUAUGGCCACUAGUGAAGAGUGGCAGUGUAGGAAGUUCGAGAAUGGGCUAAGGAGCGACCUGAAGGUGUUGAUAUCAAGUUUAUGCAUUCGGUCAUUUCCUGCCAUGGUGGAAAGAGCCAAAGUACUGGAGAAGAAUAUGGCAGAGGUGGAACGACAAAAGAAACAGCAACAGGUGGUUAGAGGACCGGUCGUGUCCAGGGGUACUGCUAAUACGAGAAAUACUCCUUACGCUCGUCCAAGUCAAUCAAAUACAAGUGGAUCACGAGCGUUGAUCACUGCCGGACCGUCUGGGCAGCCAGGCAACAUUACUUGUUUCCAGUGUGGAGGACCACACUAUCGUUCGUCCUGCCCUCAACUAGUGGGAGGUAAAUUCUGCACUCGAUGUAGAAGAAAUGGGCACUUGGAGAGUGAGUAUAACAUGGGUGGACGCGCUGUGUUGAGGCCAUCAAAUGCUGGAAGGAAUCAACCGAGAGGUGGCAGAGCACAAGCAGUGGGGCGCGUAUAUGCUAUAACUGGAGCGGAAGCAGCGAGUUCAGGUAACCUUAUAAUCGGUGAAUGCUUGCUGUAUGGGAUAUCUUGUCGUGUGCUGUUUGAUUCGGGGGCGACUCACUCCUUCAUCUCGAAGGCGUGUGUUGAGAAAUUGGAAAUAGUUGAGAGAGAUAUGCAGUUCGACCUGGUGGUGUCGACCCCAGCGGCUGAAGAGCUUAGGACAUCUACCGUAUGCAUUAGAUGUCCUAUUGUGGUUGAGGGGCGUAGUUAUAAGGUGAAUUUAAUCUGUUUGCCUUUGAAGGAUUUAGAAGUAAUUUUAGGAAUGGAUUGGUUGGCUACCAAUCUCAUUCUUAUAGAUUGUGGAGCGAAGAAAUUAAUUUUUCCUGGUGAAGAAGAGGAGAAAUUGUCAGUGACGCUCGGUCAGUUGAAGGAAGAUAUUAUGGAGGGCGCCAGCUGUUUUCUCAUCAUGACGCAUGAAGACGGAGGAGUUAGGGAUGCAAGUUUGGAACGAUCGUCCAAGGACAGGAAUAGUGGAGGACGAUUGGUUGUGGACGAAUUUCUCGACGUAUUUCCAGAAGAAAUACCUAGGCUUCCUCCUCAUCGUGAAGUUGAAUUCACCAUUGAUUUGGUGACGACCGCAGCUCCUAUCUCGGUUCAGCCUUAUCGGAUGUCGCCUGCAGAGUUAGCUGAACUCAAGGAGCAGAUUGAAGAGUUGAUGGAGAAACAGUUUAUUAGGCUGAGCGUAUCACCCUGGGGAGCGCCCGUGCUGUUAGUAAGGAAGAAGGAUGGCAGCUCUCGGUUAUGUAUAGACUACAGGCAAUUGAAUAAGCUGACCAUCAAGAACAAGUACCCGUUGCCAAGGAUAGAUGACCUGCUGGAUCAAUUGCAUGGGGCUGCUGUGUUCUCAAAAAUUGAUUUGAGAUCCGGGUAUCAUCAAAUCAGGGUUAAGGAAGAUGACAUACAGAAGACAACAUUCAGGUCUCGUUAUGGGCAUUAUGAAUAUGUGGUGAUGCCUUUUGGAGUAACGAACGCUCCAGCCGUGUUCAUGGAGUAUAUGAACCGCAUAUUCAGGCCUUAUUUGGAUAAGUUUGUGGUCGUCUUCAUAGAUGAUAUUCUCAUCUAUUCCAAGACCGAAAACGAGCAUGAAGAGCAUCUUAGACUUGUACUUGGAGUGUUGCGGGAGAAGGAAUUAUAUGCCAAGUUGUCUAAGUGUGAAUUCUGAAUGAAAGAGAUUCAGUUCUUGGGGCAUGUGGUGUCGGCUGGAGGUAUCUCGGUAGAUCCAGCGAAAGUGCGAGCGGUACUAGAAUGGGAGAGUCCGCGUUCGGUCACUGAGGUGCGUAGCUUCGUGGGACUUGCGGGCUACUACAGACGUUUUAUUGAGGGUUUUGCCAAGAUAGUAGCUCCGCUAACUCAAUUGACUCGUAAAGAUCAACCGUUCGCUUGGACUGAUAAGUGUGAAGCAAGUUUUCAGGAGUUGAAAGUGAAAUUGACGAGCGCCCCAGUGUUGGUCAUUCCCGACACAGCCAAACCAUUUGAAGUCUACUGUGAUGCCUCUCAUCAAGGUUUAGGCUGUGUGCUGAUGCAAGAGAGACGAGCAGUGGCGUACGCCUCUCGACAACUAAAAAUUCACGAGAAGAAUUACCCUACACACGACUUAGAGUUGGCAGCAGUCGUGUUUGCGCUAAAGAUUUGGAGACAUCACCUGUUCGGAGCGACCUUUCAGGUCUUCAGCGAUCACAAGAGUCUCAAGUACCUCUUCGAUCAAAAGGAGUUAAACAUGAGGCAGAGGAGGUGGCUUGAGUUUCUAAAGGAUUAUGAGUUUGAGUUACUCUACCAUCCGGGGAAGGCUAAUGUAGUGGCGGACGCCCUGAGCAGGAAAUCUGUUCACAUUUCAGUUAUGAUGGUGAGAGAACUCAAUCUAGUGGAAAGCUUUAGAGACCUAAGGUUGCAGUUCGAGUUGGAGCCGAACAGUAUUAAAUGCUGCACCUUGAGGAUAACAAGUGAUGUGUUCGACCGAAUCUGGAUGAAGCAACGUGAGGAUGAUGAGCUGGUUAAGAUUUUAAACGCGCUCGGUACGGAUCAUGCCAAACAUUUCAACACUGGAACGGACGACAUGUUACGUUACAUGGGUCGGACGUGCGUUCCUAAUGAUGGCGAGCUGAAGAGGAUUAUCUUGGAGGAAGGACAUCAUAGUCGUCUUAGCAUACACCCUGGUAUGACUAAGAUGUAUCAAGACCUUCGACGUUCGUUCUGGUGGCCAGGAAUGAAGAGUGAUGUCGCACGUUUUGUGGCAUCAUGUUUAACUUGUCAACGUGCCAAAGCUGAGUAUCAAAGACCGGGCGGCCUAUUACAACCUUUAGAGAUUCCUGAAUGGAAAUGGGACAGCAUAUCCAUGGAUUUCGUGACCCACCUACCACGUACGAUCAGAAAUCAUGACUCAAUUUGGGUGAUCGUGGAUUGAUUGACGAAGAGCGCUCAUUUUCUGGCAGUAAAUUUAAAGAUGUCGAUGACCAAUCUGGCCAAGCUCUACAUCCAGGAAAUUGUUCGUCUGCAUGGAGUACCGUCGAGCAUAAUUUCUGACCGAGACACGAGGUUCACAUCUCGGUUUUGGCAAUCCUUACAAGGAGAGUUGGGAAGCAAAUUGCAGAUGAGUUCGGCUUAUCACCCUCAGACGGACGGCCAAUCUGAGAGGACGAUCCAGAUGCUGGAAGAUUUACUGAGGACGUGCGUCCUAGAUCACUUAGGCGCCUGGGAUGAGGUCCUGCCGCUAGUGGAGUUCACGUAUAACAACAGUUUCCAGGCGAGCAUUGGAAUGGCACCAUUUGAAGCACUUUAUGGGAGGAAGUGCCGAACGCCACUUUGUUGGUUCAAGGAAGGAGAGAACGUGCUAACUGGACCUGAACUUAUCCAACAAACGACCGAGAAAGUGAAGUUAAUCCAGGAGAGGUUGAAGAUGUCGAGGAGCAGGCAGAAGUCCUAUGCCGACAAGAGAAGAAGACCGUUAGAAUUUCAAGCUGGCGAUCACGUAUUCCUUAGACUGCAUCCAACCACAGGAGUCGGCAGAGCUAUGCGACCAAAGAAAUUAUCCCCGAAGUUCGUCGGACCCUAUCAAAUACUGAGGAAGAUUGGCCCAGUAGCGUACGAACUAGCAUUGCCUCCUCAACUGUCGAACCUUCACCCAGUAUUCCACGUUUCCCAACUUCGGAAAUACAUAGCUAACCCCUCCCACGUACUAGAGUUGGAAGACAUUCAACUUCAUCCAGACCGAACACUUGAGUUGCAACCAGUCCGUGUAGAAGACAUCCGCACCAAGCUAUACAAAGGAAAGGACGUUCGUCUAGUUAAAGUGGUGUGGGAUGCGAAGACGGGCGAUUCAACAUGGGAAGUGGAGGAUGCUAUGAGAGAUUUGUAUCCCCACUUAUUUAUGGGUAAGUUUCUAAUUUUCGAGGACGAAAAUUUUUGUAGUUAGGGAGAAUGUGAGACCCUAGAAAAUCGGUACUGCAAAUCCUUGUCGCGUCACCAUUAAUACACGCCACAUCACUGCUCAGUAAAUUAAAAACGCACUUUGCACUGCAUGCACUAGUGCCAUGUGUCGCGUAGAAGCUUAGGAAGUGAGAAGUGGGAGUGCAGGUGUCGGCUGAGGAAAUGUUCGUCUGUUUGACGUGGAUUGAACAAAAUUGAGUUUUUGAAAAUCUCUCCCACUCACCUGCACGCAUUCUUCUUCUUCCCUAGAACUCAACUCUUCAUUUUCUUCACCUUCUCUCUAGAAAGCUUCCUCCUUCUCUCUACUGUAACUCACCACCUUUUUCCUCCGAUCAAAUUUCAGAACCGUAGGAACGUUCCCUGCGCCGUGAGCUUCAAUCUGAACCGAACAGAUCCAAGUUCUGUAACCGGUAAGUCGCUCGACUCUGGACGCUUAUUUCUGUAUUACAUGCAAACUAAGAUUCAGUCGCAUGCAAGGGUAUAAACUGAGUUCUCUGAGUUUUUCUUUUGGUUAGACUUAGUUGAAGAACGUAAGAAAGAUCGUGGAGGGUAGAAAGCCAUAGUUGGGCAAGUCCAAGUUAUACUGUUAGACGAACACUACUAUCCAAGUAAGGGAAGCUUAGUAAUUUAAUUUAUACUUGUAUGUUGUAUGUAAACAUGAUAUGAACUGAAUGUAUGAGAUGUAUGCUGGUUGAGUAUGCAUGCUUGAACGUUGCUGUACUGAAUGAAUAUGAUAUGUGUUGGUUGAAAUGUAUGAUAUGGGUGAUACGUGUGAAUAUGAAAUAUACAUGCUUAGAAGCGAGUGAAUGUAAGUGAAACUUGAAUAUCAACUUCCUUAUGAUAACGUAUGUCCGACAUCAAACGGUUCUCGACCGUUUGGUGUUCUAGUAAACUUCUUUGAAUUGGAAUACUUUCAUUUGGGAAGGAUUCUGGUCGAGCAUGAGCUAUGUAGGUCUUUUACUUAGAGCUCAUAAGGAGCAGUGUCGACCAACAGUGUCGAACCCCCUUGUAAUACAAAUCAUUCAUCUGUGUCGACCAACAGUGUCGAAACCCCUUGUAAUACAAAUCAUUCAUCUGUGUCGACCAACAGUGUCGAACCCCCUUGUAAUACAAAUCAUUCAUCUGUGUCGACCAACAGUGUCGAACCCCCUUGUAAUACAAAUCAUUCAUCUGUGUCGACCAACAGUGUCGAACCCCCUUGUAAUACAAAUCAUUCAUCUGUGUCGACCAACAGUGUCGAACCCCCUUGUAAUACAAAUCAUUCAUCUGUGUCGACCAACAGUGUCGAACCCCCUUGUAAUACAAAUCAUUCAUCUGUGUCGACCAACAGUGUCGAACCCCCUUGUAAUUCAGAUCAUUCAUCUGUGUCGACCAACAGUGUCGAACCCCCUUGUAAUACAGAUCAUUCAUCUGUGUCGACCAACAGUGUCGAAUCCCCUUGUAAUUCAGAUCAUUCAUCUGUGUCGACCGACAGUGUCGAGCACCGUGUUAAUACAGGUCGUUCAUCUAUCUGAUAGUCGGUAUUACUUUAUUUUGGAACGGGGUAAAUUCUUCAGUCUCGUUCCUCACGGUUGUCCUCGUUAUAAAGAGGGCUGAAAGUUCAAUAUUAUGUACUUGGACUGAAAGACAAAAAUGAAACUAAAAGUGAAAGAUUUUGAAUGAUGAACAUUAUAUGAGAUGAAUAAACGUUUAUGAAUUUUGUACGAGCGUUCCAGGGAGGAACGACUCACAUAUGUUGAAUGUGGAAUUUGGUAAAGUAUGACUGUGGGCAUGCUAAUGCUGGCUUGGUCCAUCCUGAUAUUCCGUGACACUCGUCUUCACGUAGAGGAGAGUAGUUCAUGUGUGGGAAUGGCAGGAGGUCCUUAGUCCAUAAGUUAACAUGGGCGACGUAAGAAACGGACUAACCUCGAGUGGCAGCUGUCGAGUAUAAUACAGUUACUACAUCACUCGGGUGCAAGGACGCCUGUAGCUACACAGAUUCAUACAGUCCGGACGGUCCGUCUAGAAAUAGUUGUUGGAUAUGUAUUUAUUUAUUUAUGUUGAAUCAUUCUGGUAUGUUUGACUUGAUUGAAUUGAUACUUUAAUGUAUGAAUUAAAUUACAUGAGCUUACCCUGUGUUCUCUUCUUUGUGUUGUCGAUUGUCUUUGUACGUCCGUCUUGUCCUUGCGAUGAUCAUCCAUGUGGAUGGGAGCAGAUGGAAGUGAGCUGCUGGAAGAGGCGCUGGCCGAGGAAAUUUCGGAAGAUGUCGAUCCGGUUGAAGUAGGGGUUAAGGUCGAGCCCUAGAGUGCUCGACAUGUGGUAGCCUUUAGUAUUUUGUUUAGUCUUAGAAUUUGGAAUAUCGCUGGCUACACUACAUUUUUAAGCCGUUCGACGAUUUGAACCUCGUAUCUUUUUGUAUCUUUUUGUAUCUUUUUGUAAAGACUGCACUGCUUUAAUGAUUAAUGUAAUUAAUUCUGAUUAUGGUUAU